Messenger RNA from Juglans microcarpa x Juglans regia, 2666 nucleotides. RefSeq names its product ATP-dependent zinc metalloprotease FTSH 4, mitochondrial-like. Gene Ontology annotation, biological process: proteolysis. Gene Ontology annotation, molecular function: ATP hydrolysis activity; ATP-dependent peptidase activity; ATP binding. The transcript has 7 exons. Gene Ontology annotation, cellular component: membrane; chloroplast thylakoid. The record is from RefSeq and is a predicted model, not a curated record. The coding region runs from base 207 to 2360 and encodes 717 amino acids. NCBI's taxonomy places the organism in Eukaryota, Viridiplantae, Streptophyta, Magnoliopsida, Fagales, Juglandaceae.
UCUUACUUGGAUGGAUGUCAUUUGAUUUCACCACCUGCCCAACUACGAAGUCAAAUCCUACAACGUUGCCUGAAGCCAAAACUUCUUCUUUAAGGCUGCAACUUAGAACGCGGCAAUACGACGCAGAAAAACCUCGGAGGGGGGGUAGACAGGAGGUCCCAUAGAGGGAAAGUUAAGUUGCACUUUGUUAGUUCUCUAAAUAAGAGAUGGCUUUGAGGCGCCUCAUCACUCAGGUUUCAAGGCAUCGUUCUGAGUUGGGGGAAUUUAAGAAUCUGUAUGUUAGAAGUUAUAUUCCUGUCAAUAAGUGUGGAGGCCAUGGAGGGAAUAGGUUUCUAAGAGCCCAAGAGAGGUAUCAGUCUAGCUAUGUUGGCAGUCUGGCUCGCAGAGUACGUGAUGUCGAUGAAGCUAGUGAAGUUUCCCAUCUCAAAGAACUUUACCAUCAAAAUGAUCCUGAAGCUGUAAUAAGAUUAUUUGAAAGUCAACCAUCCUUACAUUCUCACCCUUCAGCACUUUCUGAAUAUGUUAAAGCAUUAGUUAAGGCUGAUCGGUUGAAUGAUAGUGAGUUACUCAAGACAUUGCAGAGAGGUAUUGCAAACAAAGUGGAGGAAGAGAGUAUUGGUAGUCUUUCAGCCUUUAGGAAUGUGGGAAAAACUACAAAAGAUGGUAUUCUUGGAACUGCCAGUGCUCCUAUUCAUAUGUUAGCUACCGAAGGAGGGCAUUUCAAGGAACAGUUGUGGCGUACAAUCCGCACUAUUGCACUUGCCUUUCUCUUGAUAUCUGGUGCAGGAGCACUGAUUGAGGAUAGGGGAAUCGGUAAAGGGCUUAAUCUACAUGAAGAAGUGCAACCUACCAUGGAAUCUAGCACACAAUUCAAUGAUGUGAAAGGUGUUGAUGAGGCGAAGGCAGAGCUUGAAGAAAUUGUUCACUAUCUCCGAGACCCUAAGCGCUUCACUCGUUUGGGUGGAAAACUCCCAAAAGGGGUUUUGCUUGUUGGCCCACCUGGCACUGGCAAAACAAUGUUAGCUAGAGCUAUUGCUGGAGAAGCUGGGGUACCUUUCUUCUCAUGCAGCGGCAGUGAGUUUGAAGAGAUGUUUGUUGGUGUUGGAGCCCGGAGGGUAAGGGAUCUUUUUUCAGCUGCAAAGAAGCAGUCACCUUGUAUAAUAUUCAUUGAUGAGAUAGAUGCCAUAGGAGGGAGUCGCAACCCGAAGGACCAGCAGUACAUGAAAAUGACUUUGAAUCAGUUGCUUGUUGAACUGGAUGGCUUCAAACAAAAUGAAGGAAUUAUUGUGAUUGCUGCUACUAAUUUUCCAGAGUCGUUAGAUAAGGCAUUGGUCAGACCUGGACGGUUUGAUCGUCACAUUGUUGUCCCUAAUCCAGAUGUUGAAGGGCGAAGGCAGAUUAUGGAUUCCCACAUGUCAAAGGUUCUAAAGGCAGAUGAUGUUGAUCUGAUGAUUAUUGCAAGAGGAACUCCCGGGUUCUCAGGUGCUGAUCUGGCAAACUUGGUCAACAUUGCUGCUUUGAAGGCUGCUAUGGAUGGUGCUAAAGCAGUGAGCAUGGCUGACCUAGAGUAUGCAAAGGACAGGAUUAUGAUGGGAAGUGAACGCAAGUCUGCUGUAAUAUCUGAUGAAUCACGAAGGCUGACGGCUUUCCAUGAGGGUGGUCAUGCCCUUGUUGCUAUACAUACUGAUGGGGCUCUUGCAGUUCACAAGGCAACAAUAGUUCCCCGUGGGACAUCACUUGGCAUGGUUGCCCAAUUACCUGACAAGGAUGAGACUAGUAUCUCUUUCAAGCAGAUGCUUGCUCGGCUUGAUGUUUGCAUGGGAGGGCGGGUUGCAGAAGAGCUCAUCUUUGGAGAAAAUGAAGUUACUUCUGGUGCUUCUUCGGACCUUCAGCAAGCUACUUCACUUGCAAGAGCAAUGGUUACAAAGUAUGGUAUGAGCAAAGAAGUUGGACUUGUCUCUCACAACUAUGAUGACAAUGGGAAGAGCAUGAGCACGGAGACUAGGCUCCUUAUUGAGAAAGAAGUGAGGUACUUCUUGGAAAGGGCUUACAAUAAUGCCAAAACCAUUCUUACUAGCCAUAGCAAGGAGCUUCAUGCACUUGCUAAUGCUUUGCUCGAGCAUGAGACCCUCACAGGAGGUCAGAUUAAGGCCUUGCUUUCCCAGAUCAACUCUCAACAGCAGCAGCAGCAGCAUCAAAUGGUUACGACACAGAGUACCUCACAGUCCAAUCCAGUGCAGCCUUCAACACCCAAUCCAGCUGCAUCUGCUGCUGCUGCUGCCGCUGCAGCAGCAGCAGCUGCAGCGGCUGCUGCAACUGCGGCAGCCACAGCUAAGGGCAUUGCUUCUGUCGGAUCAUAGCAUACCUAAAGUUGGUAUGACUCCUUGCCAUGCGCUAAAUAUCAGAGUCAAUGUGAAUAUAAUUAUUGCCAGCCUUCCGUGUUGUAGUGUAGUCUGUUUGUUGCACCGUGAGGUUUUGUUAAUUUUUCACUGUGACUCAAAUUGACUUAAUACUGUAGAGAAGGGCAGCUAGUCAAGCAAUUAUGAUUGAGAAGAUCACUGGAAGAGGUUUGUUGUGUUAUUGUUUUAGUAAUACUUUGUUCUUUGUUUCACUUUUUGUUUCUGUUGUCAUUUGCUUAUACGGUUGAUAAUGACAUUUAUUUUGAA